Molecule: messenger RNA, 2368 nt
Organism: Lytechinus variegatus (green sea urchin)
Lineage: Eukaryota; Metazoa; Echinodermata; Echinoidea; Temnopleuroida; Toxopneustidae
Gene: fam227a
Product: protein FAM227B-like
Exons: 12
Coding region: 23-1951 (642 amino acids)
Source: RefSeq, a predicted model, not a curated record
CGAAGCUUCUUCAUCAACCAAGAUGGAUUUUAUCAACAGAGUCAGUUCUCCGAUGAACUUAUAUUCUGAAGAUUCAUUAGAGACGAAAGAAGAACUUGAUGCAGCUCGUGAAGAAGUUUUGAAGCAGCAGAAGAAGACAGCCCCUUUUCUUGUUGGGAGUAUUGCUAAGGUGAAUGAUCGUAUUACCAGUCUUGACCGUGAGCUUCAGGAUUUAGCUACUGGUUUAGUGAUAGAAAGCAGACAGACUUUUGGAGAUGAUGAUUACCCUCCCGUCUCCCCACGCUACGAUGAAGGACCCAAAGCUGAUAUAACACCCAAAGAUGUCAAAGAACUCAACCAGUUUGCAGGUGUAUACGCUGUCAAGUCAAUGCUUCAGGUGGAUAAGGCUGAUAAAGGAAAACAUCUCUUAAAGAACUUAGCAGCAAGCAGAAAGCAACAAAAAGAAAAGACUGGAACAAAGCCCAGAUUAGUUGAGCUUCAUCAGUACCCAGGAUAUGAAUCGGAUCGCCUUACACAGCUUCCCGAGGUCCCUGGUAUAGUCAUACUCAAGACUGUUACCAAAGCUCAAUUAGAUCUUGAAAAGAAGCCUCAUUAUAAGAUUGAAUUCAAGAGACUUUUCCAUUCCAAGAUGUCUGAAGCCAUAUUAUUGGAUACAUUUUGGUAUUUCUUCCUGCAUCGAUACCAUCCAAGUAGAAAAGUUCAGAGUAGACUCUUCAACCGUAUCUCGUACAACUAUGUGAAGUUACUCCUCUCAGCCAAGCAACCCAAGUAUAGAGAUGUCUUUUUCAAGUCCUAUUCUGACAUCCUAGCCCAAGCAGUGUAUGCCUCGUACUGUGCAGCCUUCCCUAACUCAUGGAGGCAGUUUGAUGAUAGCUUUAAAGAAGACCUUUGUGGACUUACAUCAGAGUGGGUGGUUGGGACUAAGCAAGCUCCCAGGAGAUGGGCUGCAUGGAACUUUGAUGACCUCGAGCCUCAUGAUAUGAAGAAAGAUGAUUUUAGUAAAAAGGAUAAGAAGAAAGGUGGUAUACUAAACUUUGAAUCAGGUUCAUCAAAUUCUAGUCAGAGCUUAGCGGAUAUAGGAGGUAACCGCUCCACCAUCGCAGACGACGAGGGCAGUCUCAUUUCAGCUGUAGCCGACGCACAGAGUAUCAGCUCUAUAUCGUCAUGUCACCCUAAAGACAAAUGUAAAAAACAAAACAGUAUGACUGACUUGACAAAGAAUACCAGUAAACCUGCAUUGCAAACCAUCAGUGAAAUAUCGGUAGAACAGUCUAGUGUGGACCUGAUGCAUGAUGGGAAAGGGGGCGGGGCAGGAGGAGGAGGAAAGGAGAUGAAGGGAAAGACAUGUUUGUCAAAGAAGAAAGACGUUGGGUCUAUAAUAUCUAAGAAGAGUGAUUCAAAGACUAGGGUCGGAGGGAAGUCAUCGGACCUGACGGCGAGGCCUUCUAUAUCAAGGACGAGCACCAACAAGAAAACAGAGAAGAAAGAGUCGCAUCCAGCUGCCGAAGGUCCGACAUUCGUCAAGCAUGUUUUCAACGUGGAGGGUCGUAGCCCGCUGGUGGCGCACUUCAUGAAGCAGGAGGGGCUAGAGAGGACGGCGGGUAUGGACAUCCUACUGCAGAGGACAGAGAUCGACAAGCUACCUUCAUCUAGCGCCCCGACUUACCAUGACAUCAUCCAGGAGACAUUCCAGCAUGUACGUCAUAUGAAAGACACCUAUCAGCGGAUGUACGAAGAAGGCGUCAAGGAACAUACCCAUUUCCUUGGUCAGCAGAGGGCUCAACUCCAUGAACACAUGAGGAGAGAGAACGCUUUGAUGGGCCAUCCUAGAGAGGUGAAGAAGUUGAGUGAUCUGCUCGUCCUAGAGUUACUCAAAGACCAAGGUGAAGUCAGCACUGGAGCUGCACAAGCCGUAGAGGAAGCCAUGCAAUAUUACGCUGAUCAGGAAUAAACUCAAUGGCCCUUAUUCAGAAGUCCGAAUUAACUCAGGCCAUGAUCUAACUCUGUGUUCAAAUUAUGGGAAGCCAAUAUAUUUCAAAAUUGCAUGUUUCCUACCUUUAUUUUGCUCUUUCCUUGUGUUUUAAUGAUGGAGAGAACUAUUCCCAGACACUUAAUGAAUGACUUGAAUGUCAAAUACAAAUUGAACUUGUACUGUUAGAGAUACCCAUCUCAAUUGGCUGUCCAUAGAGAUAAUAACUCCAUUUAAAUUAUACCCUGCUAUACUACAGUAUACACUUAUUCUUAAUAGUGUAGAGAAUUGAGGACGAUGGGUGAUUUCACCCUCAUCACAGAUCAAAUUGCCCCUAAAAUUUUUUAAAUGGUAGGCAUUCGGGUGACCCUCUUUUCCAAAGUCACCCCAGGAUCUUCC